Lotus japonicus is the source of this 2018-nucleotide messenger RNA. RefSeq names its product hydroxycinnamoyl-CoA:piscidic acid hydroxycinnamoyltransferase-like. Lineage: Eukaryota; Viridiplantae; Streptophyta; Magnoliopsida; Fabales; Fabaceae. The transcript has 3 exons. The record is from RefSeq and is a predicted model, not a curated record. Gene Ontology annotation, molecular function: acyltransferase activity, transferring groups other than amino-acyl groups. The coding region runs from base 467 to 1831 and encodes 454 amino acids.
UAUGAAUAGUUAAUGACGGGGUGUUAUGUACAGCCCGGUGUCCAGUUUAAUAAGAAGAAAAAGGAGAAAGAGGGAGAGGAGAAGAAGGAAAAGGAGGAGCAGUGUUGGUUGAACAAGAAGCAGCUCAUCAUCCUUACGCGUUUCAUGUCUCAGGCCCUCGCAAUUUGGCCAACCUUAACUGGAGAGACCCUAUCAGUUCCAGCUGCAUAAUGGGGUUUUGGAUUUGAGCGUCAAGUUGCAAAAUUGAUCAACUGGGUAUACAGGGUAUUUGAAUUUAGGGUUUCUGGAUGAAGGAGGUGACAUGAAAUUAAGAAGAUAGCUAGAUUUACCAACUGGGUUUUGUUAGUUGUGGAUAAUCUUUGGUGGGUUGUUAGGAUGUUAGAGAUAUAAAUGAUAGAAUUAGAUGGUGGCUUCAUUUACUGGUUGGUGAUCAUCAUCAUCAUAAUUUGUCUUUUUGAGAAAUACAAUGGUAACCAUUUCGGCUUCUCACACUGUCCCUCCGAAUCAACCAACUCCACACUGUCAUUUAUGGCUGUCCGAUAUGGACCAAGUGUCGCGUCAACGCCACACACCCCUUGUCUACAUCUACAAAGCAAAACACGACCAGUAUUGCAUAGAGAGGAUGAAGGACUCUCUUAGCAAGAUUCUAGUUCACUACUAUCCUGUUGCUGGCCGUUUUAGCUUCACUGAAAAUGGUCGAAUGGAAAUCAAUUGUAACGCCAAAGGGGUCAUCUUGCUUGAAGCCGAAACAGAAAAAACAAUGGCUGAUUUUGGAGACUUUUCACCCUCUGACUCCACCAAGGAACUUGUUCCAACAAUUGAUUACAACCAUCCUAUUGAGGAGCUUCCACUGUUAGCAGUGCAGCUCACAAGAUUCAAUGGUGGUGAAGGGGGCCUUGCUGUUGGGGUUGCUUGGGUCCACACUUUGUCUGAUGGGCUUGGUUGCACCCGUUUCUUCAAUUCAUGGGCGAAGAUAGCACGAGGGGACACACUCGAGCCCCAUGAAAUGCCCUUUUUAGAUCGAACAUUACUCAAAUUCUCACACACCCCUUUGGCACCACGUUUUGAACACAAAGAGUUGAAACCUCUGCCACUUAUUCUAGGAAGCUCUGAUGAUUGCAGUGCUAAAAAGAGUAAAAAAGUAACAACUGCAUUGUUUAGACUCACGUCAGAACAAGUUGAGAAGCUGAAGAAGGAGGCGAAUGGUGAUAUUCCAGAAGGGUCAAGACCUUAUAGCAGAUUUGAAGUUAUUGGUGCGCAUAUAUGGAGAUGUGCAUCCAAGGCUGGUGCGUUUGAUCAAAAUCAACCAAGUGUGAUUCGAUUCAAUGCUGAAAAUCGUGGUAGAAUGGUUCCACCCCUACCUAGAAAUUAUUUUGGGAACGCUCUAACACAAACAGCAGCAACAGGUUAUGUUGGGGAAAUCACAUCAAAGCCGUUGAGCCAUGUUGCACAGAAGAUAAGGGAAGCAGUUGAGGUGGUGAAUGAUGAGUACAUAAGGUCACAGAUUGAUGUUAUAAGGUGUCAGAAGCAUUUGGAUGAUGCAACGGCUUUGUUUUCUCCAUUUAGUGGGAAUCAAAAUCCUAAUCUUCUUUUCACAAGCUGGAUGAGCAUGCCGAUGUAUGAAGCUGAUUUUGGAAAGGGAAAACCUGUAUACUUUGGCCUAGCAUAUGUGUCCUCUCAUGAUAGGGCAUACAUUUUUCUUAGUCCAGAUGGGGAUGGCUCUGUAAUUGUGUCGAUGUUCUUCCAAAUGUCAAACAUGCAACUUUUCAAGGAAUUCUUCUACGCUGAUAUAUCCACCUUUGGUGGAACCACACUACCGUCUAGGCUAUGAAAUUUCUCACACAUCACAACAACUGUUGUCUUCAGUUUUUUGUGUGUUUGUUUUACGUGUGUUCUGUAAUUUCCUGUGUGUUCAAUAAAUCUACUUAACCAUGUAGAAGAACUUAGAGAUUCAAAUUGUGUGAUGUUCUGUAAUUUACUGCCUAUAUAUAUUGUUCUACAUGUGCUUUCAUUUCAUA